Molecule: messenger RNA, 2787 nt
Organism: Rana temporaria (common frog)
Lineage: Eukaryota; Metazoa; Chordata; Amphibia; Anura; Ranidae
Gene: LOXL3
Product: lysyl oxidase like 3
Exons: 18
Coding region: 82-2571 (829 amino acids)
Biological process (GO): peptidyl-lysine oxidation
Cellular component (GO): membrane
Molecular function (GO): copper ion binding; protein-lysine 6-oxidase activity
Source: RefSeq, a predicted model, not a curated record
AGGAGGAGAGGAAGGAAAGAAGAGACACUCUGAUAAUAAAGUUCCGGGGUCCGCAGUUCCGGGGUCCGCAGUUCCGGUAUCAUGUCUGAUUUAUCUGCCAGUCUAUGGGUGCUCUGCACAUUAUCAGCAAUAGUUCCAGGAUGGACACAACAGACAACGCCACCCGCCAGCCACCCAAAUCCAAACAGUGGCCUCAAAUUCCGCCUGGCUGGAUUUCCUCGCAAACACAACGAAGGUCGGAUAGAAGUCUUCUAUAACCAGGAAUGGGGUACAAUAUGUGAUGAUGACUUCACCAUGGAGAACGCCCAUAUCCUCUGCCGCCAUCUUGGAUUUACAGAAGCUACGGGAUGGACGCACAGCGCCAAGUAUGGCAAAGGAAUAGGGCGGAUCUGGUUGGAUAACGUCAUCUGCUCUGGACGUGAGAAGAGUAUUGCGGACUGUAGUUCUCGGGGGUGGGGGAGCACUGAUUGCACCCAUGAGGAAGAUGCCGGAGUCGUCUGCAAGGAUGAAAGGAUUCCGGGAUAUGUUGAGCCCAACACUAUCGAGACGGAGCAGAGACAGGUGGAAGAGGUGCGUCUGAGGCCGGUGAUCACAAGUGCCAAGAACAGACUUCCCACCCAUGAGGGGAUCCUGGAGAUCAAUCACCGGGACACCUGGGAACAGGUGUGUGAUGUGGGCUGGACUCCGGCAAACAGUCUCGUGGUCUGCGGAAUGCUGGGCUUCCCAUCCGAGAAGAAAUUCAACAAAAACUUCUACAAAGAAGUAAAAACAUCGGCCAGCAAAAAACGUUCCACCAAGGCGACGAGCGCAGCCCGCAGAGAAGUAAAAACAUCGGCCAGCAAAAAACGUUCCACCAAGGCGACGAGCGCAGCCCGCAGACGUGUGAAGAAACAAACCGCUUCUAAAAAGGUCCCCAAGAUGGCGGCUUCCAGCCCCAGAUCCUCUCCUAGUCAAGAGCCCAAAAAGAAGGAACUGAAGAACGGCAACAGGUUGUACCUGGAGAAGCAGAAGCCAUCCUUUCGCUUGCACUCAGUGAAAUGUGGCGGCACUGAAGUUCACCUUUCUCUAUGUCCCUUCGAGUUCUACAAAGUGAACAGUACAGACAGCUGUCAAGACGGAUCUCCGGUUGUGAUAAGCUGUACAGUUGGGCCGGCCUUUGUGAGUCAUGGAGCUCCAGCCCAGGCCGCCAUGAAGAAGAAGAAGGCAUCACAGCAACAACGUGAGGAGCUCAUUCGGCUAAAGGGAGGCUCUCGUCCAGGAGAAGGCCGAGUGGAAGUCUUAAAGAAGGGAGAAUGGGGAACAGUGUGCGAUGACCGUUGGGACGUACAAGCCGCCAGUGUGGUGUGUAGACAGAUGGGCUUUGGAAGUGCCAAGGAGGCUUUAACAGGGGCGCGAAUGGGGCAAGGCAUGGGUCAGAUCCACAUGAAUGAAGUGCGAUGUACGGGCAGAGAAGACUCCCUCUUUGACUGCCAGUACAAGAACAUCACACAGGAGGACUGCAAACACAGUGAGGACGCCUCCGUCAAGUGCAACAUUCCAUACAUGGGGUAUGAGAACACGAUCCGCCUGCAUGGGGGGAGAUCCCAGCAUGAGGGGCGGGUGGAGGUGUUAUGGGGACCUCGAGGACAAGAACGCUGGGGCCUGGUGUGUGGAGAAGGCUGGGGAAGUAGAGAGGCCAAUGUUGUCUGCCAGCAGUUGGGUCUCGGAUUCGUCAGCAGUGCACUGAAGGAAACCUGGUACUGGGACACCAGCAAUAUGACGGAUAUGAUCAUGAGUGGGGUGCGCUGCUCCGGCACUGAGAUGUCCCUACAGCAAUGUACUCAUCACCGGGCCGUCAGCUGCAAGAACACCGGCACACGGCAUGCAGCUGGGGUCAUAUGUUCUGAAACGGCUUCUGAUCUGAUCCUUCACGCACCUCUCGUCCAGGAGACGGCCUACAUCGAGGACCGACCGCUCCACAUGUUGUACUGUGCGGCUGAGGAGAACUGUCUGUCCAGCUCCGCUCGCAAUGCCAACUGGCCAUAUGGCCACCGGCGACUACUGCGAUUCUCCUCCCAAAUACACAACAUCGGGCGUGCUGAUUUCAGGCCAAAGGCUGGCAGACACUCCUGGGUGUGGCAUGAAUGCCAUGGACAUUACCACAGUAUGGACAUUUUCACUCACUAUGAUCUGCUGACUUCAAAUGGAACUAAAGUGGCAGAAGGACACAAGGCCAGCUUCUGCCUGGAGGACACCGAGUGCCAGGAGUUGGUCAGUAAGCGGUAUGAAUGCGCCAACUUUGGUGAACAAGGAAUCACGGUGGGAUGUUGGGAUCUGUACCGUCAUGACAUUGACUGUCAGUGGAUCGAUAUAACGGACGUCAAACCCGGAAAUUACAUCCUCCAGGUUGUCAUCAACCCAAAUUUUGAGGUGGCCGAGAGCGACUUCACCAAUAACGCAAUGAAAUGCAACUGCAAAUACGACGGCCAUCGAAUCUGGAUACACAACUGCCAUACCGGAGAUGCCCUCAGCGAAGAAGAAAACAAGAAGUUUGAGCAGUACCGGGGCCAGCUCAACAACCAGAUUCUGUAGGUGGGAAUAUCUCAUCGCCCUCGUGACUGAGCAACCAAAUCUGCUGAACUUCAAAUUCUCCUCAACCAAAUAUCCAGCAGCUGGAGGUUCGGCUGCCAACAGAAGAUGUCCUCAUCCGAUCAUCCUCGCCACGUUCAUCUCCUGCCCUCCGUUCAUCUCCUGCCCCCCGUUCAUCUCCUGCCCCCCGUUCAUCUCCUGCCCCCCGUUCAUCUCCUG